This is a messenger RNA of Balearica regulorum gibbericeps (East African grey crowned-crane), 740 nucleotides long. The record is from RefSeq and is a predicted model, not a curated record. Lineage: Eukaryota; Metazoa; Chordata; Aves; Gruiformes; Gruidae.
AGUCCUGAUUCGGAGCAGAGUCCUUCGGGAAAACGGAAAAUACAUUCCCAAACAGUCUUUCCUGACCCGGAAAUAUUUUUUUAAUAAUCCAGAGGAUGGAUUUUUUAAGAAAACAAAAAGAAAGGUAGUGCCUCCUUCACCGAUGACAGAUCCUACCAUGUUGACAGAUAUGAUGAAGGGGAAUGUAACCAACGUUCUGCCUAUGAUCCUCAUUGGUGGUUGGAUCAACAUGACAUUUUCAGGAUUUGUCACAACAAAGGUCCCAUUUCCUCUGACGCUGCGUUUUAAACCAAUGUUGCAGCAGGGAAUUGAACUGCUCACUUUAGAUGCGUCCUGGGUGAGCUCUGCUUCCUGGUACUUCUUGAAUGUGUUUGGACUCAGAAGCAUUUAUACUCUCAUCCUGGGCCAAGAUAAUGCUGCAGAUCAGUCUAGGGUGAUGCAAGAACAAAUGACAGGGGCAGCAAUGGCCAUGCCAGCAGAUACCAACAAAGCAUUUAAGACGGAAUGGGAGGCUUUAGAAUUGACUGAUCAUCAAUGGGCCUUAGAAGAUGUAGAAGAGGAGCUCAUGGCAAAAGACCUCCAUUUUGAAGGCAUGUUUAAGGAAGAACUUCAGACCUCCAUCUUCUGAAUUUGAGAAUAUACUUUUGUCUCUUGUAAAAGUAAUUUGAAAAGAAAUCUGAUGCUUAAAACUAAAUGUAUUUUAGCAAGGCUGAGAAUAAAAGAAAACACCAUGUUUAGAA